Closterium sp. NIES-65 is the source of this 654-nucleotide messenger RNA. Lineage: Eukaryota; Viridiplantae; Streptophyta; Zygnematophyceae; Desmidiales; Closteriaceae. The record is from the annotation of a GenBank genome assembly.
AUGCCCCUCUACCCCCUUCUAUGCCUCUUUACACCCCUCCAAUACCUCUCUACACCCCUCCAUUGCCUCCCUAUGCCCCUACCUCUCUACACCCCUCCACUGCCUAUCUACACCUCUCCACUGCCUCUCUACACCCCUCCACUGCCUAUCUACGCCCCUCCAAUGCCACUCUACACCCCUCCACUGCCUAUCUACGCCCCUCCAAUGCCACUCUACACCCCUCCGCAGGACUACUCAGCAAAGCUGACGGACUUCGGCAUGGUGCGGGUGGGUCCCGGGGGUCAACUGCGGUCAAUCGUGUCUACGAGAAUCAUGGGCACCGAUGGUUACAUCGACCCCAGCUACCUUGAAACUGGCCACCUGGGAGCCAAGAGCGACGUCUACUCCUUCGGGGUGAUCCUCCUCGAACUCCUCACCGGGCAGCGCGUACUCGAAAAGGGUAACCAGCUAGUAACCGCGUGCCGGCAGCAGUUCCAGGACCUAGCCCUGCCCUCACGGCUCUACGCGGACCCUAAGUUACAUGGAGAGUACCCCGAGGUGGGGGCCAGGCAGCUGGCAACGCUGGCCAAGCACUGCCUGGCGGAGCAACGGCACGACCGGCCGGACAUGGUGACAGUUCUGCAGCAGCUGAAGGAGAUUAUGGGCAGGACCUAG